Molecule: messenger RNA, 1668 nt
Organism: Plasmodium inui San Antonio 1
Lineage: Eukaryota; Apicomplexa; Aconoidasida; Haemosporida; Plasmodiidae
Product: tryptophanyl-tRNA synthetase
Exons: 3
Coding region: 1-1668 (555 amino acids)
Biological process (GO): tryptophanyl-tRNA aminoacylation
Cellular component (GO): mitochondrion
Molecular function (GO): ATP binding; tryptophan-tRNA ligase activity
Source: RefSeq, a predicted model, not a curated record
AUGAAAAGAACAAAAUGGAAAGUUUACCUCAGAAGCGGUUGUACCUAUCUAACCGGGAUUAAGCCCAGCGGCAGCAUCCACCUGGGGAAUUACAUCGGGUGCCUAAACCCAAUUAUAAACUUGGAAGCCAAAAGGAAUGCCCACUUCGAGAAAAGAAAAAGCGAAAAGGCGGUGAAGAUAUACAAAAUAAUACUAAUAGCAGAUUUGCAUUCCUUAACAAGCUUAGAUAAUCUUCCCAUCUUAAGAAAAAAUAUCGUCGAUUCAGUUAACACCAUUCUCUCUCUAAUAAUAGACAUGUAUGUAAAAAAAAAAAAAUACAUACAGGUUUUCAUAAAUAAUGUAAAAUUAAAGCAUCUGUUGAAAUUUGGAAACAUGAAUCAAAUGCUGAAGGAAGAAAUGUUCCAGCAACUCACACGUCGCAUGACUAGCCAAGAUUACCAAUUUUACUCAUUUUUGAAAGACCCAUCAGGAAAUGAGUACUCAUAUGUGAAGAAUGAUAGUGAGGUCUGCCGCGAGCAGAAUAUCCCAUGCAAUGACGCAGAUACACCGUUUCAUUCACAGUUGGAAAAAAAAAACGAAGAGAAUCAACGAACAAACGUCGAGAAAAAAAUAAAACAGAAACACUAUUUCUACAUAUUUAAACAGUCGGACAUUGCACAACAUACGUCACUCUAUUAUUUGAUAAACUCUUUCACGUCUGUUAACAUGCUGAACACACAUGUGCACGUGAAGAAUGUGCCAAAGCAUAAAUCCGUGGCGUUACUUUCUUACCCCAAUUUAAUGUUAGCAGAUAUUUUGCUAUACAAACCAGAUUAUUUAAUAGUGGGAGUGGACCAAAAAAAAAACACCGAAGUGAUGAAAACAAUUUCAAGAAAAAUAAACUCGUACAUUCCUCAUAUGAUAAGUUUACCAAAAAUAUUCCCCUCCAAAUUUUAUGUCCAAAUAAUGAACCUGGAUGGACAACAAAAAAUGAGCAAACAUAACGAUGAUGACCUUUCAAGAAAUGUUAAAGAUUCCCAUAACAUUAUUUACCUCUUUGAUGAAAAACACAUAAUAGAGAAAAAAAUUAAAAAAAGUAAAACGGAUAAUUACAACAAUUUAAUUUAUGGCCAAUCUGACAGGAAAGAAAUUAACAAUCUCAUAAAUUUGUUCUUCUUUUUUUACUACUACAAAAUGAGGGGUGUACCUUCCCAUGUGAGUGAACCAAGCCUUGACACACCACCACUCACCCCGCGUGCCGACCAACUCUUCCUAAGCAAACAAGAGCAGACUACACAGAAUAAGUUUACAUCUGUUUCCACUGCCUCACAAAAUGCCAGAAGUUACAACCACACUGUUACCUGUUCAGACAAGGUAUACUCCCAAGUGUGCACAGACAAAAGUGACGAAGAAAAAUUACAUCCCUCCUCACGAAAUAACAUAAACCGAAACAUUAACCCUCAAAUUGGAAACCACAUUUUAUCAUUUUACAAUAAUAAUUACGCCACUUUCAAAUAUGAAUUGUCGCAUCUGAUUUACGAGCACUUCGUGCUUCCGAAAUUUGUUUACUCCGUUCUGCAGUCGGAUGGUGGUAAUUUGGUUAAUCAUGUUUUGAGUGAGGGGAAGAAAUGCCUCUCCCGCAGGGCGGCCAAGACGUUCCAGAAUUUCAAAAAAAGCUUAAACAUCUAA